Salvelinus fontinalis (brook trout) is the source of this 9038-nucleotide messenger RNA. RefSeq names its product TOG array regulator of axonemal microtubules protein 2-like. The coding region runs from base 5406 to 6941 and encodes 511 amino acids. The transcript is spliced from 8 exons. Gene Ontology annotation, biological process: microtubule cytoskeleton organization. Gene Ontology annotation, cellular component: cilium; cytoplasmic microtubule. The record is from RefSeq and is a predicted model, not a curated record. NCBI's taxonomy places the organism in Eukaryota, Metazoa, Chordata, Actinopteri, Salmoniformes, Salmonidae. Gene Ontology annotation, molecular function: microtubule binding.
CUGACCCUGUGUGUUCAGACAACGGCAUCACCUACACCUCCCCCUGCCUCGCAGGCUGCUCCAGCUUUACAGGUUACGGCAAGAACACGAGUGUUCUUCAUUGGCCUCAUCACAUGAGGCUCCUCCUUAGGAGUGAGUGGGACACCACCACGGGACAGACCCCACACUCAUCGCUAGAGAUCGAACUUCAGACUCCCUCCAAAACCACUGAACCCCUCAACACACCGAAAGAGAUUACGGUUCACACCCUUAGAGGGAGCCGGAACAGGAUAACUCCCUCCAAACUCGCAAACAUUUCGUUUUUGCAGGGGGGUGUUGUAAGGGGCUUAAUACAGUUGUGUUCCAGCCACUAGGGGGUACUCUGGUGAAGCACAUGGGGAAUAAAUAAAUAUAGUUUAAGUGAAUUGGGUAGAGUAAGAAUGAAAAACUAAAGAAAGACUGUAAACAGCUGUUACCUGUGCUAACAUGAUUAAAAGUGAAGUAAACCGUACUUUUCAAGUUAUACUUUAUAUGAUAAGCUCAUUGGAAGGGUAACAUAUACAGGAUGUACAUAAAUGGGCAUAAACACGUGACACAGGAAAAAAAUUUUUUUUGACAUUUAGGAAUUCAAAAUGCAUCUAAAUAUAUUUCGUUCUGUCUAUGGAAUACAUAAAUAAGUUUUUUAAAAUAUGUAUAAAAUAUACUUGUCUGUACAGUAAGUACAUGUAGGAAAUCCAAAAUGCACAAAAAUAUGUUUUUGUAAUGUCUAAGUUAUAUGUGUAUAAUACACUGCUCAAAAAAAUAAAGGGAACACUUAAACAACACAAUGUAACUCCAAGUCAAUCACACUUCUGUGAAAUCAAACUGUCCACUUAGGAAGCAACACUGAUUGACAAUAUAUUUCACAUGCUGUUGUGCAAAUGGAAUAGACAAAAGGUGGAAAUUAUAGACACCCCCAAUGAAGGAGUGAUUCUGCAGGUGGUGACCACAGACCACUUCUCAGUUCCUAUGCUUCCUGGCUGAUGUUUUGGUCAUUUUUGAAUGCUGGCGGUGCUUUCACUCUAGUGGUAGCAUGAGACGGAGUCUACAACCCACACAAGUGGCUCAGGUAGUGCAGCUCAUCCAAGAUGGCACAUCAAUGCGAGCUGUGGCAAGAAGGUUUGCUGUGUCUGUCAGCGUAGUGUCCAGAGCAUGGAGGCGCUACCAGGAGACAGGCCAGUACAUCAGGAGACGUGGAGGAGGGCAACAACCCAGCAGCAGGACCGCUACCUCCGCCUUUGUGCAGGGAGGUGCACUGCCAGAGCCCUGCAAAAUGACCUCCAGCAGGCCACAAAUGUGCAUGUGUCUGCUCAAACGGUCAGAAAUAGACUCCAUGAGGGCCCGACGUCCACAGGUGGGGGUUGUGCUUACAGCCCAACACCGUGCAGGACGUUUGGCAUUUGCCAGAGAACACCAAGAUUGGCAAAUUUGCCACUGGCGCCCUGUGCUCUUCACAGAUGAAAGCCGGUUCACACUGAGCACGUGACAGACGUGACAGAGUCUGGAGACGCCGUGGAGAACGUUCUGCUGCCUGCAACAUCCUCCAGCAUGACCGGUUUGGCGGUGGGUCAGUCAUGGUGUGGGGUGGCAUUUUCUGGAAGCAAGCGAAGUUCGGAGCCGAAAUCUACGCCGCUUCGUUGGUGAUUGGUCAACAAUAGGGAUUCUUCAAUAAAGUAUUUGUUAUCAUUCAAGGAGAGAUGAGUCAGUUAGAUGCACGACUAAGAUCUCUUUGGCCAAACGGGAACAUUAAUGACAGAGUUACAGUUCAAAGGAAAUCAGUCAAUUGAAAUACAUGAAUUAGGUCCGAAUCUAUGGAUUUCACAUGACUGGGAAUACAGAUAUGCAUCUGUUGGUCACAGAUACCUUAAAAAUAAAGGUAGGGGCGUGGAUGAGAAAACCAGUCAGUAUCUGGUGUGACCACCAUUUGCCUCAUGCAGCGCAACACAUCUUCACAUUGAGGUGAUCAGUCUGUUGAUUGUGGUCUGUGGAAUGUUGUCCCACUCCUCUUCAAUGGCUGUGUGAAGUUGCUGGAUAUUGGCGGGAAGUUUGAUAGCAGUUUGAUUUCACAGAAGUGUGAUUGACUUGGAGUUACAUUGUGUUGUUUAAGUGUUCCCUUUAUUUUUUUGAGCAGUGUAUAUAAAUUCAGCAAAAAAAGAAACGUCCUCAUUGUCAACUGUGUUUAUUUUCAGCAAACUUAACAUGUGUAAAUAUUUGUUUGAACAACUGAGACAUAAAUAUAACCAGUUCCACAUAAAUGGAAUAAUGUGUCCCUGAACAGAGGGUGGGUGAAAAUCAAAAGUAACAGUCACUAUCUGGUGUGGCCACCAACUGCAUUAACUACUGCAGUGCAUCUCCUCCUCAUGGACUGCACCAGAUUUGCCAGUUCUUGCUGUAAGAUGUUACCCCACUCUUCCACCAAGGCACCUGCAAGUUUCCGGACAUUUCUGGGGGGAAUGGCCCUAGCUCUCACCCUCUGAUCCAACAGGUCCCAGAUGUGCUCAAUGGGAUUGAGAUCCAGGCUCUUUGCUGACCAUGGCAGAACACUGAUAUUCCUGUCUUGCAGGAAAUCAUGCACAGAACUAGCAUGGCUGGCGGCAUUGUCAUGCUGGAGGGUCCUGUCAGGAUGAGCCUGCAGGAAGUGUACCAUAUGAGGGAGGAGGAUGUCUUCCCUGUAAUACACAGCGUUGAGACUGCCUACAAUGACAACAAGCUCAGUAGGCGACGCUGUUGCCGGUGAUGUCUGGUGAGGACCUGCCUUACAAAAGGCCUAUUGCGGACAGUCUGAGCACUGAUGGAGGGAUUGUGCGUGGGAAACAUGGGAAACAGUGCUUAAAACCUUUUCUCAAUAGUGGGGGCACUAUUUCCACUUUGUAAAAAAUCGUUCCCAAAUUAAACUGCCUCGUACUCAAUUCUUGCUCGCACAAUAUGCAUAUUAUUAUUACUAUUGGAUAGAAAACACUCUAGUUUCUAAAACCGUUUGAAUUAUAUCUGUGAGUAAAACAGAACUAAUUUUGCAGCAAACUUCCUGUCAGGAAGUGAGAAAUCUGAAAUCGAGGGCUCUGUUCCAGGGUCAGCUUAUUAAUAUGCAUGGAAUCUAUGGGUCUACAUGCACUGCAUACGCCUUCCUCUAGAUGUCAGUAGGCAGUGAGAAUUGGAUUGGGGUGUAUAGCUCUAUCUGAGGCCGAAUAAGACUUGUUGGAAUGGCGCGACCACACUCUUUCCUUUCUUCACCAUGGCGCGAAUCGGUCACCUGGAUUGCGUUCUGAAAAGCUGUCGUUAUCGACGGUAGAUAUCUCCGGCUCUGAUUUUAUUUGAUAUGUGUUAAAAACAUCAUAAACUAGUUAUAUUAAACCAACUUAUAGCAGUUUAUAUCAGUUGAUUGCGAUUUUCGGUAUUUUGUUUGUAAUGCGUUAUUGUGAGUUGGACACUUCCGUGCCGCAUGGUCAGCUUUGUUAGCUAAUUCCACAGAUGAAGACGACAUUCUACAACCGAACAACGAUUAUUCUGGACAAAGGACAACUUGUACAAGAUUCUGAUGGAAGCUCAUCAAAUAGUAGGAACCAUUUAUGAUAUUAUUUCGUAUUUCUGUCGAAAAUGUUUAGACUAUAUUCCACCCAGAUUUCGGGUGCUGUUUCGCUAUAACGUAAGCUGUAUGUCGUAAUAAGGUUAUUUUUAAAAAUCUAACACAGCGGUUGCAUUAAGAACUAGUGUAUCUUUCAUUUGCUGUCCAACCUGUAUUUUUUAGUAAAGUAUAUGAUUAGUUAUUUGAUUAGAUGAUGUGAGUGUCAGAAAUAUAUCCAGAUUAUUUUGUGCUGUUUGGCUAGUAUUCACAUUGUUCAACCACGAAUUGUACCGCUAAAUAUGCACAUUUUCGAACAAACCAUAUAUGUAUUGUGUAAUAUGAUGUUAUAGGACUGUCAUCUGAUGAAGUUUGAGGUUAAUAUCUUUUGCUGGUUUAUUCGCUAUCGUUAACGUGACUUGAAUGAAUACGGUUGUGUGGUAGGCUAUUGUAGUAAGCUAAUAAAAUGCUAUAUUGUGUUUUCGCUGUAAAACACUUAAAAAAUCUGAAAUAUUGGCUGGAUUCACAAGAUGUUUGUCUUUCAUUUGCUGUGCACCGUGUAUUUUUCAUAAAUGUUUUAUGAUGAGUAUUUAGGUAUUUCACGUUGGUUUCUGUAGUUAUUCUAGCUGCUUUGGUGAGAGUUGUGAUGGUGGCUGCAAUGUAAAACUAUGAUUUAUACCUGAAAUAUACACAUUUUUCGAACAAAACAUAUGCUAUACAAUAAAUAUGUUAUCAGACUGUCAUCUGAUGAAGUUGUUUCUUGGUUAGUGACUAUUUAUAUCUUUAUUUGGUCGAAUUUGUGAUGGCUACCUAUGCAGUAAAAAAAUUGUGAAAAUAUGCGGUUGGGUCUUUUGCUAUUGUGGUUAGCUAAUAGAAAUACAUAUUGUGUUUUCCCUGUAAAACAUUUUAAAAAUCGGAAAUGAUGGCUGGAUUCACAAGAUGUGUAUCUUUCAUCUGGUGUCUUGGACUUGUGAUUUCAUGAUAUUUAGAUGCUAGUAUUUACUUGUGGCGCUAUGCUAGGCUAUGCUAGUCAGCUUUUUUACUGAUGAGGGUGCUCCCGGAUCCGGGAUGAGUACCAAGUAGAAGUUAAACCCUUUACAAUGAAGAUCUGUGAAGUUACUUGAAUUCUCUUUGAAAGACAGGGUCCCUAAAAAGGGACGUUUUUGUUUGUUUGCUGAGUUUAUAUAUAUAUAAUUUACAAAUUCACCACAUUUAUGAUUUUAUAUGGGAAUCAAAAAGCUUUCAUGAAUGUUCACCAUGUGCUGAUGUGCUCAGCACUGUCAACAGACCCCAUUAUGACAUCACAAUGUAACGGAAGCCUUGCCAUCAUAUCAUUGCUGGUUCCAUCUGACAAGCAACAUUUCAUUUCCACUCAUUUCAUGAUAGAUCUCUCACAGAGAUAGGUUAAGUUCUUAUUUUGAGAGUGUUCAUAUUUAUCAUCAAUGGCUUAUCGAGGAAGAAAAUCAAGUGAGUUUGACAAACUCCAGAAGGAGAAUUCUCCGAUGAAGAGUGUCAUCGAACACUUGAGGAAGCAAAACAUGGCUUUAAACCAACAGGAUGACCAGGACAAGUUUUCAAGUUUUGUAAGGCUCAUCAGUUUUUCAAAAAUAUCACUGUGUUUAUUUUGUGCUUUCAUAGACAUACAGUAGGCCUACAUCCAUAAAAUCUUUAGCAUAAAAGCUUUUUUUGACACACUGUAAAAACUAUUUUGCCUACUUCACUUCUGCUAUUCAUUUCAUACUGUCCCAUUGUGAUCCAGGUCUAUCAGGAGAGCUACCCAAUCCCAGAGGGCCAUCGUGGCUUCAUCAGUGAUGCCAGACUUCUGCAGAUGCAGAGAGCUGAGAGAGAGGCCAUGGAAGUAAAGCAAAGAAAGAUAAGUGCUAUCCAUGAGAAUUAUGUCCGGACUGCUCUCAUCGGGGUUGGCAGCACCUUCGCGCACCACUUCGUCCCCUCUAUUCAGUGCAUUCCGCGGCCGAAAGCUCCACCAAGGCCUUUGCCACGAAGGCUUGAACACAUAGCUUUGGCCCCACUUAAGAACGUGGUAGGGGUGGACGGAGCCCAAGUUCGACCCGGAUCUCACUCUCUGGAGUCCCUCCAGGUAAAUAAGUCAUUCAGCAGCAGUAGCGUGUGGCCUGUUCCCGUCCCUCCCACUGGAGCUCCCUCCAAGAGGGGCAAGAAGAAGAAGGGCAGGCGGGGAGUCAAAGCCCUGAAAGUCCAGUCGGACCAGGGCUGUGCUGACAACAGACCCAUUGACCUGAUUGAGGAGGAGAGGGACAUCGAGACUCACCUGAAGGAGGAGGCCUGGAAGGUGGUACAUGAGGUGAAGGCCAUGGGCAGGAGAAGUUUGGGCUCGGCCAUGUCCAUGGGGGAAAUAGCCACCAGCUCUCUGGGAAGCCUGAGCUCAAUGAAUAUGAACACCCCUGUGGAGCUCUGUGACUACCUGGAUGUCGGGACCCCGGUCAACUUGCGUGACAGCCCACCCAGGCCUGCUCCCCCUCCUACCAAGCCCAGGAGCAAACUGCCUCGGCCCAUAAGGUUCCUUAGCCUGCCAAAGGCUGUCACCGGCUCAGACAAGAAGGCAGCCAGUGAGCCAAAGGGCCAAAUGAAGAAGAGUCAGGACCAGGCCAGAUUGCAGCCCCUGUCCAACCCAGAGCAGGCCCUGACUAAGACCUUCAAGCUGCUCAACUCUGCCUCUGAUGACUGGCAGAAGAAGAUCGAGGGCUUGACCUCUCUCCGUGUGAUGGCUCAGAACCACAUGGACAUACUGAUGCCUAAACUCCAUGAUAUCUGCCUUGCCAUUAUAAAUGAGGUGAAGAACCUACGCUCUGCAGUGUCCUGUGCUGCCAUGGCCACACUGGGUGACAUGUACGUUCACCUCCAGAGGGCCAUGGACAGUGAGGUGGAGGGGACGGCACGCGUGCUGCUGCACAAAGCCAGCGAGGCCAACACCUUCAUCCGGCAGGGUGCCAACUUUGCCCUGAGUCACAUGGUGCAGAGCUGCACCCCUACCCGUGUCAUGAAUGCCCUGCUGGUCGGUGGGCUGAGCCACCGCAACGCUGCGGUGAGGAGCUGCACUGCUCAGCACCUGGAGAGACUGGCUGAGGUCAUGGGGAUGGCUCGUCUCCUGUCGGGGAAGAAAGACCUUACUGACCGCUUCUUGAUUGCCGUCAGUAAACUGGCUGUGGACCCUGCACAGGAAGCCAGGCAUCAUGGUCGCAAUAUCUUGAGAAACGUGGCCACCAAUGGCGACUUUGCUAAAAUGUGGGACAAAUUCGCUCCGAGGAAAGAGCGAGAAUCCUUGAGGGAGGUCAUCUCAAAGAAAGGUACAUUCUCUCUGGAUGAUUUGAAGAAGUGUGACAAAUGAGCUGAUAUGAUUACAGAAAUCCAAUACCACUGGGCACAGACAUCAGUUCAAUGUCUAGUUUUGAUUUCAAUUUGGGAAAUCAACCAAAAUGUGAAAUCAACCAAAAAUGUUGGUUAAAAGUUGGGUGAAAAAAAUCCAAUUGUGUUUUCCACGUUGAUUCACCGUCAUCACAUAGAUUUUAUUGUUGUUGAAAUGAGGUGGAAACAACGUUUAUUCAACCAGCUUUGGCCCAAUGGGAUGAAUUUAAUAUACUGUAAGAUUAUAUCUUUCUGUCUUUUCUCUUUUUCAACAGGAAAAUCUGAAUAAUCCCCAAUUUUACUAUAUAUUUGUAUCUAAAUAUUUGCACAUUUCCCAACCUGACUAUUUUCCCCUCCAGUCCCCAAACUCCAAUAUUUUCGCUCAUUUUAAGAAAUUUGACACUAUCAUCCAAACCCCCAUGUAAAUACAUCUUUAAACUGCAUUGACUCCUUGUCCAAGUCCUGAAUCCACUAUAAGGCAAUAUGAACCACAUUCAAAGCACUAAAUUACCUUUCCUCAAAGCUCCUAUCUGAUCUACCAGCUCAAUAGUGGUCUACUGAAACCAUACUCACCAUCUCAGGGGGUGCUCAGAUCAUCAACCACUGACCUCCACACCAUCCUCAAAACCAGCAGCAGUCUUUUGGAGGCAGAUUGGUCAGUGCUCCUGUAUGGCACCAACAUUGUGGAUUUUCAUCCAAUACUUCUGGACUAUGACAAUGACUUUGGACAAUAAAAUUUGGUAAAAUGGAAGCUGGCUCCAGUCUCAGUUUUAUCUUACAAGACAGUGUGAGGAUGUGUAACAACAAUACCUGUGGUUUAACUUGAUGAUCAGGGCCAGAUUACCGAAUGGUCACGCAGGGCACCUGCCCUGUGGGCCCCGACCUCCAGGGAAUAUCAUCAUAACAUCCAAAACUAAAAGUAUAGUGGAUGUAUAUUACAGUACGUGGACAUUUUACAAUUCGUGAGCUCGUUUCAUAAUUUGUAGCCAUGUUUAAUAUACAUUUGUGCUCAUUUUGUAGAAAUUCGUGAGCAUUUAAAAAAAUGUAGUGAGGAUGUUUUAUAUACAUUUUCUUACUGGUGCUCUUCCAUGCCGUCCCUAGGAGGGGUGCGUCACUUGAGUGGGUUGAGUCACUGACGUGGUCUUCCUGUAUGGGUUGGCACCCCCCCCUUGGGUUGCGCCGUGGCGGAGAUCUUUGUGGGCUAUACUCGGCCUUGUCUCAGGAUGGUAAGUUGGUGGUUGAAGAUAUCCCUCUAGUGGUGUGGGGGCUAUGCUUUGGCAAAGUGGGUAGUGUUAUAUCCUGCCUGUUUGGUCCUGUCCGGGCGUAUCGUCGGAUGGGGCCACAGUGUCUCCCGACCUCUCCUGUCUCAGCCUCCAGUAUUUAUGCUGCAGUAGUUUGUGUCGGGGGGCUAGGGUCAGUUUGUUAUAUCUGGAGUACUUCUCCUGUCUUAUCCGGUGUCCUGUGUGAAUUUAAGUAUGCUCUCUCUAAUUCGCUCUUUCUCUCUCGGAGGACCUGAGCCCUAGGACCAUGCCUCAGGACUACCUGGCAUGAUGACUCCUUGCUGUCCCCAGUCCACCUGGCCGUGCUCCUGCUCCAGUUUCAACUGUUCUGCCUGCGGCUAUGGAACCCUGACCUGUUCACCGGACGUGCUCCCUGUCCCAGACCUGCUGUUUUCAACUCUCUAGAGACAGCAGGAGCGGUAGAGAUACUCUUAAUGAUCGGCUAUGAAAAGCCAACUGACAUUUACUCCUGAGGGGCUGACUUGCUGCACCCUCGACAACUACUGUGAUUAUUAUUAUUUGACCAUGCUGGUCAUUUAUGAACAUUUGAACAUCUUGGCCAUGUUCUAUUAUAAUCUCCACCCGGCACAGCCAGAAGAGGACUGGCCACCCCUCAUAGCCUGGUUCCUCUCUAGGUUUCUUCCUAGGUUUUGGCCUUUCUAGGGAGUUUUUCCGAGCCACCGUGCUUCUACACCUGCAUUGCUUGCUGUUUGGGGUUUUAGGCUGGGUUUCUGUACAGCACUUUGAGAUAUCAGCUGAUGUAAGAAGGGCUAUAUAAAUAAAUUUGAUUUGAAAUUUGA